Messenger RNA from Neltuma alba, 387 nucleotides. RefSeq lists its product as uncharacterized. The coding region runs from base 1 to 387 and encodes 128 amino acids. Lineage: Eukaryota; Viridiplantae; Streptophyta; Magnoliopsida; Fabales; Fabaceae. The transcript has a single exon. The record is from RefSeq and is a predicted model, not a curated record.
AUGAUAGGCAUUGGAAGAUCAAUUAAAGCUAAGAAGUUGACUCCCAGAUUUAUGGGUCCCUAUGAGAUUCUCGAAAGAGUUGGGCUGGUAGCCUAUCAAAUCACCUUACCUCCUCUUUUAGCCAAUGUCCAUAAUGUAUUUCAUGCAUCACAAUUGAAGAAAUAUCAUACAGACCCCUCCCACAUCAUUGAACUCGAGGAGAUAGAGAUUCGGGAAAAUAUGACCUACAACGUUGAACCAGAAAGAAUCAUAGAUGCUAGGGAUAAACAAUUAAGAAACAAAACCAUUCGAAUUGUUAAGGUUGUAUGGAGGGGAAUGACCUCAGGUGAUGCUACUUGGGAAACCGAAGAAAAGAUGAAACAAGAAUACCCCCAUUUGUUUUCUUAG